Molecule: messenger RNA, 785 nt
Organism: Momordica charantia (bitter melon)
Lineage: Eukaryota; Viridiplantae; Streptophyta; Magnoliopsida; Cucurbitales; Cucurbitaceae
Source: RefSeq, a predicted model, not a curated record
GGGGAGGCAAUUCCGGAAUUUUAUGAAAUCAGAAUCAGUUUCAGGAAAAUGGGUUAGAUAAAUCAAGGCCACUAGUUCAGUUUUAUGCUAAGUUGUAAAGAUAAAUGGCUGGGGUACUUCAAUAUCUCACAUUUUCUCGCCUUGAUAUUUGUUUUACUGUCAAUAAAGUUUGUCAACGGAUACACAAACCUAUUAGUACUCUGGAUUCGGGCGACGGGGACCUCUCCCCCGUCGUUGUUCACAGCCUGCCUGCUGAUGCUCACCCACUGCCACAUUGCACGUCGAUGUCGAUUUCUAUACCCCGCCGUUGCCACUGUUCUCGCUGCCGAUACAUCACUUCUCGAUCACCUUUGCUCCUGUUUUUUUCUUGGCACACAUUCCCGGGCCAGAGUUCUUGAAAUUCUGCAAGAGAGUCAGUGCAGUCCAAUUCGAGCUUGCAACUCUACUCUCUUUUUGAUCCUAUUCGUGGAGCCCAAGAAGUUGCAGUACAAUCUAUCCCCUGAUGAAAUUGAAGUGCUAGAACAAAAUUCUUUAGCAUACUUGUUUCAAGUUUUACCACUUCCACUCCUAUUUUGUUUGUGACGAUAAAUCACAAUCACCAAUUUGGGGUGUCGGACACCUUUAGGUGGCCUAAAGUACUUUUGAUGGUUUCAGUUACUUAUAUACAUGUCUUCAAAAGUACAUUUUGAGACUUUUUAGGCCUUUGGAGACUUCUUGAACGUUAAAGGCCAUUUGGACACUUUUUUGUCGCGCUUUGUUUUUUCAAGUAAUUUAGAUGUUAUUUU